AUGGGGAAACUGCAGAGUAAAAUCAGCUUCCACACCGCCAAAUACAGGGCCGAUGGCUCCGUGGAAGAGACAGGACCUGUUCGAGCCGUUCAGCAGCACGGCCCCGCGCACACCGAUGCCGUCACUUCUGUGGCUGCUCUCAAUCCAGACCUGUGCGUGUCAGGAGGAAGGGAUAAGAGCGUGGCUGUUUGCAGCUGGAGAUCCGGGGCUGCGCUGCGGCGGUUCAUCGGGCACGAGCGGGAGGUCACCAAGGUGAGCGACAACCGAUCGAUCUUCAGUGCAUCCCGGGACAAGACGGUGAUGAUGUGGGAGCUUCACGGGACUUCGGGGCCAAGCCAGCACUUCCCAGGACAUGACCUGGUUGUUACUGGACUGGCUGUGAGCCCGGAUGCCUCCCAGCUGUGCACGGGUUCACGAGACAACACCAUGUGCAAGUGGGACACAGAGACCGGAGAGUGUCUGGGCAGAGCCGCUAUCUCCAGGAAUCUGGUCACACAUCUGUGCUGGGUUCCUGGGGAGCCUUACGUCAUCCAGACCUCAGAGGAUAAAACGAUCAGGAUCUGGGACAGCCGGGAGCUGCAGGUGGCACACACGUUUCCAGCCAAGCAGCACAUUCAGACGUGCUGCGACGUGAGCCAGGACGGGCGGUACUGCCUCAGCAGCAGCAGCGGCUCCGCUGGCGAGGGCGGCGAGGCGACCCUGUGGGACCUACGGCAGACAAGGAACCGAGUGCGUGAGUACAAAGGGCAUUUCCAGACCACGACCUCAUGCGUUUUCCUUCCACGGGGCCCAGCUCUCGCCCCCAGCAUUGCCACGUCCUCGUACGACAGCACAGUGAAGGUCUGGAACCAACACACUGGAGCCUGCCUGGCCACCUUGUGCCUCGAGGGAUCGGGACCACUGGCCUCGCUGGCCGUCUGCGACAGCUCCACGCUGCUCUGUGCCAGUUUUAACUCGGGAAUUCACGUACUCCAGAUGAGUGACCACGCGGACCUGCUGCUGGAGGAGGUGGCAGUGUUUUGA
This is a messenger RNA of Aptenodytes forsteri (emperor penguin), 1023 nucleotides long. RefSeq names its product WD repeat domain 31 (gene WDR31). The coding region runs from base 1 to 1023 and encodes 340 amino acids. NCBI's taxonomy places the organism in Eukaryota, Metazoa, Chordata, Aves, Sphenisciformes, Spheniscidae. The record is from RefSeq and is a predicted model, not a curated record. Gene Ontology annotation, molecular function: protein binding. The transcript has 9 exons.